AUGAAGGCCGCGUGCGUACUAAAAGGCUUUAAGCCAGGCAGUCCACGAUUUGACACUGAAGCAGCGCCGAAAGCGUCCAUACUCCUGACGGUCCGCAGCCGCAGCCUGGCUAUCCUGCAGGUCGCCCUCGAAGCUGCAGGCUUUCCGCUCACAGACGAGGUCUUCAUCGCAACAGCCGAGCGCGGCAGCAUGGGGGUGUGCCAGUGGUUCAUAAAACGGGGCGGCCCUGUUAGUGUAUGGGGCGGUACACAAGCAGCUGCCGGCAACGGCGACCUUGACAUGGUGCGGCGGCUGCUGCAACGGGUAAUGUCCUCAAAUACUACAGGCAGCUGGUGGGUGCCAGGGCCUUGGUUGCGGCUGCUCAUGCUGGAGCUCCUGGAGGGCACGGUGUCGGUGCUGCUUGACAAGGGGUCUUGCUGCUGCAGCCCGGGGUGGAGAUGUUGGAGGCGGCAGAAGUGCAAGUGGAGGCGGCAGUUGGAGGCGGUUGGAGGCGGCAGAAGUGCAAGUGCCCCGCGCUCCGGAGUCCUUACAGCCAAAGUUUUCAAGGGUGCUGCGUAUGGCUUCAACCUGGCGAUGUUGCAGCAGCUGCACCGGAAGACAGCGGCGGUGUCCUCAACUGCUGGCAGCAGUGGUGGCAGCAGCCUGCUGACAGACGUCCUACUGGAGGCGCUGUCGAGCCCAACCUCCUGA
Molecule: messenger RNA, 690 nt
Organism: Volvox carteri f. nagariensis
Lineage: Eukaryota; Viridiplantae; Chlorophyta; Chlorophyceae; Chlamydomonadales; Volvocaceae
Exons: 2
Coding region: 1-690 (229 amino acids)
Biological process (GO): sphingolipid catabolic process; ceramide biosynthetic process
Cellular component (GO): membrane; endoplasmic reticulum; cell periphery
Molecular function (GO): glycerophospholipase activity
Source: RefSeq, a predicted model, not a curated record